GCCACGACGCACGUCUUCUUCCCUGCGCUGACAGCAGCUGCAGUGGCAGUGACACUGACUUUCUUCGCUCUUCUGCGAGAAACUGAAAGUGAAGCUUGGAGUUCCCAUGGUGCAGUGGUGCGUUCAAUCCGUCGGUGCAAGUUCUUCCGUUCGUGCUUCUUCCCGCUUAUGAUAGAGGUCAGCCAGACGGCACCCGUACUGUGCGUUCAGCGCCUGUACGUGCUUGCUGCGCUUAUAACAAGAAGACAAUGCUGAAGGACUUGUAAGGAACACCAUCAAUCAUCUAUCUGGCGCUCCGCCAAGGAAGUGUUUCGUGCAUUCUUGGAACCAACAUGGCCUCGACAGCCAUCGCACGUUUUAAAUGUGGUUCACUUGGGCCCUCUGUCUUGCUCAAACCGUCCAAGCAACCGGCUGCCACUCAAAGGCGUCACCUGGUGGCUGCAAGCCUACACCCACCUCCAAGCCUCUGCCGUCACUGGUCGUCAGCAGGUGAUAAGUAUACAUCAUCAGGGCAGCAUUUUGCAUCACCAAUUAGUGCAGAUAGUACUAAUAGAAUAAAUGUUUUGAGAAGCCAAAGCACCAGUUUGACAGGUUCAAAAGGGAAAAGGGGGCUGGCAGUGCGAGCCAACCGGACGGAUCAAGUGCAGGAGGCGAGCACUGUGCCGGACGCUCUGGCCGCUCAGAGUGGCGCCCUUGCUGACGGCCUGGUGGGAGAGGAUGCGGGGGUGUUCGACGUGACGGCACAGAAGACAUCGUCCUGGGUUAAUUUCACCAUCGUUUUAGCUGUAGUGCUGGCCAUCCUGUAUGUGGUGUGGAUAGACCCCACUACUGGCUUUGGCGGGAAGUACAUUGAUGCAUUGGAAGGAGCAGUAGGAGGAAGCCAUGAGGCUACUAUCAUAGCACUCCUCUCAAUCUUUGCCCUAGUACAUAGCGGGGGGGCCGCACUUAGAGCAAAAGCAGAGGAUAUCAUUGGGGCACGCGCGUACAGGGUACUCUUUGCCGGCCUGUCGCUUCCGCUGGCAGUCUCCUCGGUUGUCUACUUUAUAAACCAUCGGUAUGAUGGAACACAGCUUUGGCAGCUGCGCACAGUCCCGGGGGCUCACGAGCUGGUGUGGAUUGUGUCCUUCAUCUCGUUUUUCUUUCUGUACCCCUCCACCUUCAACCUGCUCGAGGUAGCUGCAGUAGACAAGCCCAAGUUGCACAUGUGGGAGACCGGCAUCCUCAGGAUUACCCGUCACCCCCAGAUGACGGGCCAGCUUUUGUGGUGUCUGGCCCACACUCUGUGGAUCGGCAACUCCUUCACGCUCGUCACCUCUCUCGGGCUCUGUGCGCACCACCUAUUCGGAGUUUGGCACGGGGACCAACGGCUAGAAGCCAAGUACGGGGACGCUUUCCGAACGGUCAAGGCGCGCACAAGCGUUGUGCCCUUCCAGGCAAUCAUAGAGGGCCGCCAGAAGCUCCCACAGGAUUGGUACAAAGAGUACCUUCGGGUGCCGUACUUUGUUAUCGUCGGGUUUACGCUCGGGGCGUACUUUAGCCACCCUCUGAUGCAGCAAGGGAGCUUCUGGCUGCACUGGUAGUAUGCGGCCGCGGAAACUCGAUGUAUUGGUUGCCGCUGAGUUACGCCGCCUUUGCAGCCAAGGUUAAGGGGACACUAUUGUUCGUUUUCGCCUCGGAGACUAGAUCAACCUGUUGGCAACGACAGAUUGUGGUCCCCAAGAUCCAUCUGGGUCAUGCAGUGUGCCUUCUCGGCAGCUUUCGAGUGUCCGAGUUGACAAAUGCAAUCGUUUUGUGAGGUUAAGGUUCCUCUAGACUCGAUCAUGCUAUACAAAGAGACGAGCCGCC
This is a messenger RNA of Klebsormidium nitens, 1845 nucleotides long. Lineage: Eukaryota; Viridiplantae; Streptophyta; Klebsormidiophyceae; Klebsormidiales; Klebsormidiaceae. The record is from the annotation of a GenBank genome assembly.